Messenger RNA from Funneliformis mosseae, 162 nucleotides. The record is from the annotation of a GenBank genome assembly. Lineage: Eukaryota; Fungi; Glomeromycota; Glomeromycetes; Glomerales; Glomeraceae.
CAAAAGCCUUAUAGAACUAUACCUAAAAAAUUAAAAGAUUAUGGAAGUAAACACGCUUUCAGAAUUCAUAGUGGUGAUAAUUAUGCUAUAGGAAAUACAGAAUCAGAGAACUCCAGACCUGAAGAUGAGCAUAACUUAGAUCUGAAAUCAGAGUCUACAUAA